Messenger RNA from Teleopsis dalmanni, 309 nucleotides. Its product is annotated as calcium uniporter protein, mitochondrial-like. The transcript has 2 exons. The record is from RefSeq and is a predicted model, not a curated record. Gene Ontology annotation, cellular component: uniplex complex; mitochondrial inner membrane. Gene Ontology annotation, molecular function: uniporter activity; calcium channel activity. Gene Ontology annotation, biological process: calcium import into the mitochondrion; mitochondrial calcium ion homeostasis. The annotation marks the transcript as partial. Lineage: Eukaryota; Metazoa; Arthropoda; Insecta; Diptera; Diopsidae.
CUCUAUGAAGCUCUACACGUUGGUGAAUAUCAUGUAGAACGGGAACAGGACUUAACAAAAAAACUGGAAGACUUGAAAUAUCAACUUAAGCCUCUAGAAAAGCAAAAACUGGACUUAGCUUCCCAAGCGGAACGUAAAAUAAACAUAAUGACUUGGGUUGGUCUAACUUUAAUGUCAGUGCAAUUUGGCAUAUUGGCACGACUAACAUGGUGGGAAUAUUCUUGGGAUAUAAUGGAACCUGUUACCUAUUUUGUUACUUAUGGCACAGCCAUGGCUAUGUACGCUUAUUAUUGCAUUACAAAACAGGUA